UGUGUUGUGAGCAUGCCAAUUAAAUAUUGAAUUAUUCAUGUUCCUGUGCCGGGGCAGGGUUUUUUUGCUAGCCCGAUUGCUACCUACCGUUUUAUCCCAAAUUUUCGUCUAUUUAACCUAAAAAAGUAUAACCAAGCUAUAAUACGACCACACCAGGACGAGGGAAAUGUUUAAAUGGGCCAUUUAAAGAAUUGUUAUCGUAUUUAGGCAAUAUUUAGCGAUUGACAAUUUCCGAAUUCUCCGGCCCUGGUAUUGGGAACGCGUCAGACAGACAAGAGAACGACUGGCUGAGUCUGCGGAUACGAACGAAGAGGGGACGUGUUUUUGGGCCUAAAACGGUUUCCCAAUUUCUGUCAAAAUUGUAAACCGCGCCAAUAGCUCAUGCAAUCGGUCAAGAAAUCCUGUGCAAGCUGAAGAACAGAAGACACCCCAGUUCCCGUAACAACCACUCCAUUGUCUUCCACGUCCCCAUCCGCUGCCAAGCUGAAUCCCUACACCAGAGCCCGCAUGACCGAGGCAUGGCAGCAACAUGCUGUGGCGCCUCCCCCGGUGGUCCACACCAUCCCCCCGGGGGCAGAGAACGCCUUGGGCUGCGCGGUGUACGGCAUCGUGCUCCAGCCGGACCCCCCCAGCCUGCAGCAGCAGCAGCCCCAGCAGCACCAUGGGGCCCAGCAGCACGGAGGAGGCCAGCACAGCCAGCAGCAGCACCCAGCACAGGCCCAGCAGCCCUCCCUGCAGGUAGGAGGAGAGGGAGGACACAAGUGUGGGGCCUGCGGCCACGACAUCUCCCACCUGGCGAACCCACACGAGCACCAGUGCAUGGUGAGCCAGGAUCGCUCCUUCCAGUGCACCCAGUGUAUGAAGAUCUUCCACCAGGCGACUGAUCUGCUGGAGCAUCAGUGCGUGCAGGUGGAGCAGAAGCCGUUUGUGUGCGGGGUGUGUAAGAUGGGCUUCUCCCUACUCACCUCGCUGGCGCAGCACCACACCUCGCACAACAGCAGCAACCCUAUGAAGUGUUCCAUCUGUGAGAAGACCUACCGGCCCGGUUCCUCGGGCAACGCCACGCCCACCUCCUCCGCCACCAAUCCCCAGCAGCCGUCCAGCGACGGCGCGUCGGCCAGCGGUAGCUCCUCCGUCACCUUCCCCUCGGCCCGCGACCGCCCCUAUAAGUGCUCCGUCUGCCAGAAGGGCUUCAAGCACCUGUCGGAGCUGGCCCGCCACGAGCGUGUGCACACGGGCGAGAAGCCCUUCAAGUGCGACACGUGCGACAAGAGCUUCAGCCAGUCGUCCCACCUGGCGCACCACCAGCGCACGCACAGCUCCGAGCGCCCGUACAAGUGCGCCGUGUGCGAGAAGAGCUUCAAGCACCGCUCCCACCUGGUCCGCCACAUGUACGCCCACUCCGGGGAGCACCUGUUCAAGUGCAACCUGUGCGAGCUGCACUUCAAGGAGUCGUCGGAGCUGCUGCACCACCCCUGCCACCCCCAGGGCGCCCGCCCCUUCCGCUGCGCCACCUGCGGCAAGGGCUUCAAGCGCCCGUCGGACCUGCGCCAGCACGAGCGCACGCACUCGGAGGAACGGCCGUUCCACUGCGAGGAGUGCCAGAUGAGCUUCAAGCAGCAGUACGCCCUGGUGCGCCACCGGCGCACCCACAAGAACCCCGCCGACCGGCCCUUCAAGUGCAACCUGUGCGACAAGGGCUUCCUGCAGCCCUCCCACCUGCUCUACCACCAGCACGUCCACGGCAUGGAGAACCUCUUCAAGUGCGCCUCCUGCCAGAAGGAGUUCAGCCAGUCGGGGGAGCUCCUGCGCCACAAGUGCGGCGAGUCGUCCUCCGGCUCCGGCUCGGCCGACAAGCCGUACAAGUGCGACGUGUGCGGGAAGGGCUACAAGAAGAGCUCCACCCUGCAGCGGCACCAGAACUCGCACUGCCAGGAGAAGCCGCUCAAGUGCUCCCUGUGCGACCGGCGCUUCCUGUCGUCGUCCGAGUUUGUGCAGCACCGCUGCGACCCGUCCCGCGAGAAGCCCCUCAAGUGUCCCGACUGUGAGAAGCGUUUCAAGUACACCUCCGAUCUGCAGAGGCACCGGCGCGUGCACACGGGCGAGAAGCCCUACAAGUGUGCCAGCUGCGAUAAGGGCUUCAAGCAGAGGGAGCACCUGGCAAAGCACCAGAGUGUGCAUUCGCGCGAGGCCCAGUUUAAGUGUGUGUGGUGCGGGGAGCGUUUCAGCGACCUGGGCUCUUUACAGGAGCACACUGUACAGCACACUGCUGAGGGAGGGGGCUACCCGGUCCCUCCAUGCAUCUAGGCUACUAACAACACCCCCAUACCCCCAACCCCACCCCCCACCCCUCGUUUCUUCCUUACAGUGCACAGAAAAGAAAUAACCCUGCUUGCAAACCUUCAGUUGCCCCCCUAACCCCACCCACCCCCCCAGCUUGACAGAGAACCUCCUAACACUGCAGGAUCUACCUUCUAUCUGAAAACUAACCCUCCCCCCCCCCCCCCACCUUACCCCAAGAAGAAACCCCUACAGGUUCUUUUUAAUCCUCCUUUGUUUCAUAUUAAAAGGGUCUUACAGCUUAGUCAUCGUGCUGCCAAGUCUAACUUCUACUUCUCUAAAGGACAGAAGAAUCACCCCAUCUUGAUUGAACGUGUUACUUACAAUUUUAUAGACUAGAGGAAUACUGGCUCCUCGACUAGGUCAACCUUGAUGUUUUCUCUCCCCUUGAACCAGCUCCCCCCCCCCCCCCACUCCUUCAAGAAAGAAGAGAAGAAGAAAUGUAAAUCACCACAUUAGCCUACAUUUCUGUCUAGUCAAGCCAAUUGUUUGUUUGUGUAAAUAAGUAACCUUUUUAGGUUUGUGAAGAGGAGGACCGCUCCCGCCCGCCGACCACCCUUCCUCUACACGGGCGUUGCGACCCGAGACGCGACCCCAAACUAGCUUUUUUUGUUUGUUGCCAACAGCGGUCGUUGUGGCUCUGGAGACCCCACCUAUGGAGAUUCUGCAUUGACUACCAAGAACUUGAAAAUAGUUUUAUACUGUAAGUUGGACGUCAGCAUCUAUAGUCUGCUGACGUCUCUCCUGCUUCUCAUGUUUGGAUUCCAGUAUGCUGUGCUAUGACUAACCCUCGAUGGAGUGGACGCGUGUCCAGGCUGGGUGGGGAGGAGGAUGGUGAUGGUGUUAGGGAGGGGGGGGGGGGUAGCCCUCCCAUCAUCAGCAUCUCCCCCGCACGCACUCCUCCAUCUCACCCACACACAGUCUUCAUCUUCUGUGCAGUUCCUAUUUCUAUGCUUUCUUUUGUAUCAAGUAUCAACCCCACGACGAGAAGCUCUGGGGUUCUUUUAAGUUUUUUUAUUUGUAAGAAAUAGCGGGAGGGCGGCCGGGGAUGGGGGCUAGUUUUUUUGUGCUUUUGUGAAAAAUAUACAAAAUAUUUGUGAGUGGAUGUAUGUGGGUGUAUAUGUGUGUGGCCAUGAUAGUGGCGACUCUAGUUUGUACCAAAACACCAUGACAAUGCCACAGCGAGCCCAGUUGAGGGGGAUCUAACCAGAAGAAGUUUUUAGUGACCCUAAUGGUUGACGCCUCACUGCUCCAGCUUCACAUCAUCAUAUAGAAAUAUAUAUAUAUUUCACACUAAUCUACAGCGCAUAUCCCAGCAAAGAUCAGUUUAGACUUUUAUCUGUGCUGAAAAAUUUCUGAGAACACCUGAUUUAAGCUUCUUCCUUCUGCGUGUAAAUAGUAUGUAAGUCGGUUUGCUUUCCCUUUCCGUUUAAACUGUUUUAUCUCUGUCGUCCAUCCUGCUUGUGAUGAGAUGUCGCAAGGUUCCAUGGAGAGAGUUCUCCUUCCACAGGUUAGCUUCGGACCCUCCUGCUCGACAGUUCCUCCACAGUUCCAUUUGGAAGAAAGACUUUUUGAGCCAUGUUUGAAGGACCACAGUGAGCUGGCUGAAAGUUGUGUUAGGGCAGGCCAUGGUUUUUUGUGUAGCUCCAUAUGAGUCAUUAGUGCAGUACAUGCAGGUGCUAGACCUCCCAAGUGAAGGCGUUUCCCAAAAAAGCUGCCUUUUUUGUUUUUGUCUAGACUUUUUGACUUGCAUGGUCUGCCAUAGAUUUUAUUGGGGGGGGGGGGGGGGGGCUGUUCACAUGGCUGUGUUUUGUUCUUCAGUGAUUGAAGCAUUUCAAGGGGAGGAUCUGUUGAGUGCAGUAUUGAGAAGUGUUCUACAACAAGAGGACAGGGUAGCUCGGAGUAUGUUUUCAUACAAGAAUGGGAUUCAGUCUGACGUCUGCUUGGCCUUUUAACUGGGGUCAGGGGACGCCGACGCCCCAAGCUGCUCCAGAGAUGUGUUGUCUGGCCUGCUGCUGGUAUUGUACCAUGUGUGCUGGACCAUGUGUGUUCCUGGUAUUGGACCAUGUGUAUUCCUGGUACUGUUCCGUGUGUACUGUGUCCAGUGUGCUCCUGGUAUGUGUAUUUCUAUCCACUGCCACUGUGCCUGAGCUGGCCUCCCUGUCACCUGUUCCAUUUGUUCAUCGUGUUGAUUUCCUUCAUCUGGCAUUAAACGACAUCAGGAGCAGUUGGGGAUUGAAUUUUGGAAUAGAAAAAAAAAAAAAAAGUACUGUAUAUGUUUUUUUAUGUUUUCAAGUUUUGUGUUUAUAUUCAUUUUGUAUUAAUAUUCUUUAAAAUCUAUAUGAAUAUCUAUAUUCUUGGAAGGAGAUGACAGGGCCUUCGAGAUUCAAAGGGGAUGACGAGAGUGAUGGAGGGGUCUUUAGGACCCGGGGCGGCGUACAGAGAUCAGCGUGUUGACGGUUCCCACGGUCCCUGGCGUCUCCUUCCCCUGCAUGCCCGCUGUGUUAGCUCCUGUUUAUCUGUCUCUGGUGUUUGUGCGUCAGACGGCACGCAAUCCUCUUAUAGCUUUUUCAAAUUGUAGUAUGUGAAUGAUGUAGUCAAAAGAAGAAAAGGAAAAAAAUGAACCAUUUACGUGGCAACGUACAGUUUGUGUACAUUCAUGCUAAGAUAUCUGUCUGUAUGUAGCAUUCAAUACACACAGCACUAACAAAUAAACUUUUUUCAUUUAUAAAGGAAA
This is a messenger RNA of Osmerus eperlanus (European smelt), 5077 nucleotides long. It is a transcript of the gene znf319b, whose product is annotated as zinc finger protein 319b. The transcript has 5 exons. NCBI's taxonomy places the organism in Eukaryota, Metazoa, Chordata, Actinopteri, Osmeriformes, Osmeridae. Gene Ontology annotation, molecular function: DNA-binding transcription factor activity, RNA polymerase II-specific; RNA polymerase II cis-regulatory region sequence-specific DNA binding. Bases 508 to 2307 code for a protein of 599 amino acids. The record is from RefSeq and is a predicted model, not a curated record. Gene Ontology annotation, biological process: regulation of DNA-templated transcription.